This is a messenger RNA of Dioszegia hungarica, 2394 nucleotides long. Its product is annotated as HSF-type DNA-binding-domain-containing protein. The record is from RefSeq and is a predicted model, not a curated record. Gene Ontology annotation, molecular function: sequence-specific DNA binding; DNA-binding transcription factor activity. The transcript has 6 exons. Gene Ontology annotation, biological process: regulation of DNA-templated transcription. NCBI's taxonomy places the organism in Eukaryota, Fungi, Basidiomycota, Tremellomycetes, Tremellales, Bulleribasidiaceae. The coding region runs from base 1 to 2394 and encodes 797 amino acids.
AUGGACUUUCGCCGCCCGACCCCCUCCAGGUCCGCCUCCGGCCCAGGCGCCGCAGCCAUGUCCCUCCCCACCCGCUCCAACCGCUUCUCAUACUCCUUCGAUGACCCGCUCUCGGCCUACCGCGCAGGCUAUGUCUCUCCCGACCCCACGCCUUCCAUCCCCGACUUUUACCCCGCUCCCAACACCCACGGGGCCCGGGGUCAAGGUCAAGCUCAUGCCCAGUCACUCACUGCUCCCAGGGGGUAUCCGGCCGGUCCUGGGUCUGAAUUGUUCACCAAUACCGAGCUUAUUGCGCCUGGUCGUCGACGACAGGGACACGGUCAUGGGCCAGGCCAAGGGGUUAGAGGCGGUGGCGAGUACACUUCGUUGUACGAUGAUGGGUAUGGCGGAGGAGGUGGACGAAGGUCUGGGCGAGGUGAAGACGAUGUAGCAGGGGAGAUGGACCCCUUCUUUGUCCCGGCGCUUCCGGCAAGGAAGGAGGAGAAGAAGGGGAAGAAGAUCAGGAAGGCGCCUGAGAUCAAGCAGCCUACGUUCUUGACGAAGCUUUAUGGGAUAUUGGAGCAGCAGGAGUACAACCAUAUCAUCCGGUGGGACCAAGAAGGCGCCAUCAUCAUCAUCGAGCGCCCAGGCGAGCUCGCUACCAAGGUCUUACCUCUCGUUUAUCGUCAGAGCCGGUUCGCCAGCUUCUCGAGGCAGCUCAACAUUUACGGCUUCAUGCGCAAGGUCAGCUUGCGACAUAUCGAGGAGACCAUCUCUGACCCGGACGCCAGUACUUGGUCGCAUAGCACCCUUCGACGCGACUCACCCAUCGACGAGAUCCUCAACUUCAAGCGUCGCGUCGGUCCCCGUCCAUCCCAAGCCAAACGCCGCGCCUCCGUCCCCGAACAGAUGCUCUCGCCGACCGAAUCGGACGUAUCGGACUCUGGCGACGCGUACCUCCCCAACCUACUCGACGGGGCGGACGUCAUUGCGCCUAUGCCAUCCCCUCUCUUCCACGCCGAGUCGCUGUACGAGACGCCCCCGCUCGGGGGGUAUGCGGCACUCGGGGGUGUUUCGCCCGAUUCGGACUAUCUCCCCCAGCCCGACUAUCUACCUCAGGGCGAACAGCAGCAGGCGCAGCAGCAGACUCAGCAGGAGCAAGGUCAGCAGCAAUGGGUGCCGAGCUACCAAUCUUACAACUCCUACAACGCCAAUCCCGGCCCGAUCAUCCAUCCCAACUUCUCCUCCACCUUUACGUCUACUGCUCAGCAGCAUACCUACGCCUACACGCCGUGCAUGCCCCAAUCGGCUCCGGUGCACAUGUACAGCAAUGGCAAAGCGUACGACGUGCAGGUCUUCCAGGGCCACCUCAGGACACGGUCAGUCCAGGCCGAACCACCCUCGGCGGCCAUUUGGACUCCGGCGCCAUAUGGGUCCAACUCGUAUGGCGCCUUACCUACCAGCCUGAGCGUUGCUUACCCCACUAGCGUUGCCAACAGCUUCGGUACGGGCACGGCUACUGGUACGGCCAUGCCCAACAACAACGGAGGCGACAACAACGGCAAUGCCAGCCUCGGCGGGAACGGCAAUACCAUCCAACAAGGCUGGGUCAACUGUUACACCAACGAGCCCAUCUCCCCUCCGCCCAACUCGCUCGGUAUGAUCGGUGCCCGGAUGGCUACGACUUCUACCUUUGACGGUCCAGCUUCCGUCCCUACCUCGUUCUCGCCCCUCAGCGCCAGCGCCGGCGCCAACUCUGGCUCAGCAGGUCUCGGCGAGCCAUUUCAAUACCGCCCGGCCGCGUACCCGCGACACCACAGCCUCUCCGGCUCGGCCGAAUCAAACCCCUCAUAUCCGCCCGCUACGGUCUCGCCGGGAAUAUACCAAUCCGGCUUCACCCCGCCCGUCAAUGUUCUGACUCGCUCGGUAUCUUCGCCACGCCCAGCAUACUCCCCUUCUCCCGCUACCUCCAUCGCCGUCCCCGCACCAAGCACCUCUCCCCGUCAAGUCAGACGCCAAUCUAUAUCCUCUACCCCUUACUCGCCAACUCAGCGAUCGCGUCCUCCUCUCAGUCUCGCGCAGCUCAGCAUGUCCCCUCGGAACUUCGGGCUCGGCCUAAGCUACGGGCAUGGACACAGCCAUGGGGCGUUAAGGGGCUUGGGAGGAAUGAGCGGGAGUGGAUCCGACGGAGGAGGGUACAAGUCAAGCACGAUGGGAACGCCAGAGAUGGUCAUUCCGGAAUUACCGGUCGGGCGGGUUGUGGUUGUUGGGGACAAACACGAUGGGGAGGGGGAUGAGGGGUUGCCGAGCGCGGGGUUGAUGGCUGGGUUGGGGAUCAGUGGGGUGGAUGGAGGAAGUCCAUUCGGGGGGAUAUUGUUCAAGGGGGAGGAGUAUGCGGAUGAGGAGGGGUGUUGA